AGCGCAGCAACCUGAUGGACACCUCGGAGCCCGUGAGCGCAGCCGAGGAGGAGGAGGAGAAGGUGACGGAGCAGAGGCCCAGAACCCGCUCCAACCCGGAGGGGGCCGAGGACCGAGCCUUGAGCAAGCAGGCCAGCGUGGGGAACCGCAGCGAGGGGGAAGGAGAGGCGGCUAGUGCUGAUGACAGCCCGCAGAGCGCUGCCACGCCCAAUGGCAAAGACUGGCAGGUCCCGGCACAGCCCACGGAGUUCCAGGUCAAGACACCCAGGGUGAACUGCCCUGAGAAAGUGAUCAUCUGCUUAGACCUUUCUGAGGAAAUGUCUCUGCCCAAACUAGAAUCCUUUAACGGAUCCAAAACCAAUGCUCUGAACAUCUCCCAGAAGAUGAUUGAGAUGUUUGUGAGGACGAAGCACAAAAUCGACAAAUGCCAUGAGUUCGCUCUGGUGGUGGUGAACAAUGAUGCCACCUGGCUCUCCGGUUUCACCUCUGACCCCAGAGAAGUCUGCAGCUGCCUGUAUGACCUGGAAACUGUGGUCUGCAAGUCGUUCAAUCUCGAAGGCCUCUUCAAUCUCAUACAGCAGAAGAUUGAGCUUCCGGUGACGGAGAACAUCCAGACAAUCCCACCUCCAUAUGUGGUCAGGACCAUCCUGGUGUAUAGCCGGCCAACCUGUCAGCCUCAGUUCUCCAUGACAGAGCAGAUGAAGAAAAUGCUUCAGUGCCCUUAUUUCUUUUUUGACGUGGUUUAUAUCCACAAUGGUGCCGAGGAGAAAGAGGACGAGACAAGCUGGAAGGUGAGAGCCCUGUGGGAUCCGUAGCAUGACCCACCCUCUCUUGUCUGAAUCCUCCCCACUCUGUCAGACAUCGCUUCAGGCAUGGAUGAGGCUCUGCCAUCCCUGUCUGUCCUGGGCCAUUCCUUGCAUAUCGUCUCAGCAGUUAAGAUCCAUCGAU
Chelonoidis abingdonii (Abingdon island giant tortoise) is the source of this 948-nucleotide messenger RNA. RefSeq names its product BRISC and BRCA1 A complex member 1 (gene BABAM1). Gene Ontology annotation, cellular component: BRISC complex; nuclear body; BRCA1-A complex. The record is from RefSeq and is a predicted model, not a curated record. Gene Ontology annotation, biological process: positive regulation of DNA repair; mitotic G2 DNA damage checkpoint signaling; double-strand break repair. NCBI's taxonomy places the organism in Eukaryota, Metazoa, Chordata, Testudines, Testudinidae.